Messenger RNA from Alexandromys fortis (reed vole), 453 nucleotides. RefSeq names its product serine peptidase inhibitor, Kunitz type 4 (gene Spint4). The record is from RefSeq and is a predicted model, not a curated record. The transcript is spliced from 4 exons. NCBI's taxonomy places the organism in Eukaryota, Metazoa, Chordata, Mammalia, Rodentia, Cricetidae. Gene Ontology annotation, molecular function: serine-type endopeptidase inhibitor activity. Bases 1 to 453 code for a protein of 150 amino acids.
AUGGAGGCUCGGGGGAUGCGCCUUGCCCUGUGGCUCCUCACUUUUUACAUGCUCAUGCAGAUGCUUUCUAGUGAGUUGUUUGCUCCAGGAGUCAAAAGAGAGCUGUGUGAAAGCGGGUAUCUUGGAGCGAAAACCGCGCUCUGCAACCACCCUGUAAGGAGGGGAUUCUGUGGCUUGCAUCUGUACAGAUACUACUUCAAUAAGAUCACAUUGCUAUGUGAGCCCUUCGUCUUCUCUGGCUGUGGGGGCAACAGGAACAACUUUAAAAGUAAAUACCUCUGCGAAUUCUAUUGCAUUAAUAAGCAGACACAAGCUACACAGGAUAGCCCCCAUCUGGUGGAAGAAGAGAUCUGGCUCACCGGCUCCACCCUUCAGUCCCGUCCUCAUCUGGAAGAAAACCACCUUACAGCAUCUGAAGGUCCUGGGGCGGACAGCCUCAACUGCUCUCGCUGA